AGUGACGGCUCCGUGGGACGGCUUGCGGAGGAUUUGUGUGUUGGGGGCAGAUAACUCUUUGCCCUGCCGGCUCGGGAGAGCGUUCCAUUGGCCGCGCCCCCUUCUGCCCGCCCCCUCCAGGUGCGCGGUGCCUACGUACCGCGGGCGUCCCGCUGCCAUGGGAACCUUGCGGCCUUCAGGCCCGAGCGGAGCCUAGCAGCGGCCUGGCGCAUCCUGGGCGGGGCGCCGACUUCCAGCCUGCUGCAGCUGCCGCCCCUGCCCGAGCUGGCGAGCAAGAGAGAGGGGCGUCCCGAUGCCCCCCCGCAAGGGGCUCGUCUGCAUCCUAGAGCUGCACAUCCGCAUGGUAACGUGUCCAGGAGUUACCCUGAAAGCCAAAGAUGACCUCUACAUCAGUGCCUGUAUCUUUGGGCAGUAUAAAAAGACUUCACGUGUCCGUCCAGUAUUUCCCCUUAUGUUUGAUGAGAAACUAAUAUUUGAAAAGGUCUAUACUGAUAUCGUUGACCCGGGAGCCCUCGUCAAACAAUUUGAAUUUGACACAGCAGUGCUUGAAUUAAUACAAACGGCUCCUCCAGUGGGAGAACGUGUAGCUGUAUAUGAAGAAAACACCAGAGAUUUCCUUUUCCCUGAUCGGAAGUGUAUGCGUGGACAGCAUGGGUCAGUGAGGGAAGUAUUAAUGAAGAAGACAUAUGGUUUCACAGGAAUUGCACCAAAACUGAAUUUUUACACAAGCUGUCUUAUUUCCGAAAGCCUGUUAAGUUCAGAGAAGGCUCUCAAGCAGGAUAACUUGAAGCGGCUGUGUCAUACGUCUCCAGACAAAACAUCACAGACGAGGUCGCCGAAGAAGAACACUCCCUCGCCGGAGAGGAAGAGGCACUGCAUCACAACGAGGAGUUACGAACAGCCCACAAUAGCGUCCCUCUCCCGGUCUCCGUCUCCUUACACAAAAAGGCGGAUGUGUGAGCUGGAGCGAAUCAGACAGCGCUUGGUCCACCUAGACCUGGGGCCUUACGACUUCCGGAAAGAAUCGGACCGGCCUCCGUUUGUAUUGCGGCGUCCGGAACCGAUUCCUACAUCACUAGAUAUUCAUACUUGGUGUCUUCCUAAGGAGAGUGUCAAAGAAGCUUGGUCUGAGCCAAUCUAUGAUCCCACCCUUCUCGACAGCUACCAACCCAAGAACACGAAAAUGAUCAUGUCACCCCGUGGAAGAGACCUUGACAGCUUCUUUGACAGCUUUGACGACCACUUGAUGUCGAGUCAAACUGGCAGACAGCUGCAUUCGACCCGUCUGCUGAUGCAGUCCGCGCCCCCAUCCCUGGCAAAGCGCUCCUCAACUCCAGUGUUAAAUCGCUCGUCUCUUAGAGAAAGGUUUCAUUCUGGUUGGCGCCCAGGAGUCAAUGGAGAAGAGAUCCAUACGCGAGUGAGAAAUAUCUUAAGGACACACAGUGCGAGGCAAAGGCUAACGUUUGAUGAAAGUCAUUUGUCAAAAGGAGAUUCUGCUUACACCCGGGAAUCCAAGAAAACGGGAGAUUCCAGUUCGAAAAGAGACAUUUCGUGUAUAGACUCCUUAAGCAACAGUGAGCUUCAGAGCAGUUUGUCCCCACGGCAAAGCACCCUGGUCCAUCUGGACAGCGACGAAUAUUGGACCAGUCAAGCCGCGGAGUAUCGAAGCAAACCCCACAGAGCGAUCUUUGAAGACAGCCUGGAGAAAAUCUAUCGAAACAUGUACAGAAAAGCCUCCGGCACCCUUUCAACGGACCAAUAAAUAAUGUCUAGCUAGUAACACAGGUGAAAACGAACAGUAUACAAGAUCAAUGUUUUUUUAAUGAAAAUAUUGUUUGUCUAACACAUGUUUGUACUCUAGUGUGUUGGGUUUUUUUAAAAAACCUGAAAUGUUUUAGCGUGGACUUGUGAAAUUCUGCGGCUGGCACUUCUCCCGACAGGGAAAUCAAUGGAAGUGUGAUGAGUGGGAAUUUUUGUGAGGGCAACGGCGUGCUUGAGAACUAGGAAGCCAAAACACAUCAUUUAAGUCAGGGGUCCCCAACUUGUGGUACUCCCGAUGUUGCUAAACUACAACUCCCAUCAAUAAAUUGUAGCUGGACCAUAAGAACAGCCCUGCUGGAUCAGGCCCAAGGUCUAUCUAGUCCAGCAUCCUGUUCACACAGUGGCCCACCAGAUGCCUCCGAGAAGCCCACAGGCAAGAGGGGAGGUCCUGCCUUCUCUCCUGCUGUUGCUCCCCUAAGAUAGAUUGAGAGGCACCGUGCCUCUGAGGCUGGAGGUGGCCUGUAGCCAGUAGACAUUGAUCGACUAUGAAUUUGUCUAAGCCACUUCUAAAGCCAUCCAAGCUAGUGGCCAUCACCGCAUCCUGUGGCAGAGAAUUCCAUAGGUUAAUUUUGUGCUGUGUGAAAAAUUACUUCCUCUUGUCAUUCCUAAAUUUCCCAACCUUCCGUUUCACGGGAUGACCCCUGGUUUCGGUGUUGUGAGAGAGGGAGGAACUUUUCUCUCUGUCCACUCUCUCGAUUCCACGCAUAAUUUUAUACACCUUGAUCAUGUCUCCUUGUAGUCGCCUCUCUUCCAAACUAAAAAGCCCCCGGUGUUGUAGCCUGGCCUCAUAAGGAAGGCGUUCUGGGAAGGAUCAUCUGGGUUGCCCUCUUCUGCACCUUUCCCAGUUCUGAAAUAUCCUUCUUAAGAUAUGGUGUCCAGAACUGCGCACAGUACCCCAAAUGUGGCCUCCCCAUUAUGAGGGCUGAUCGGGGUGGUAGUUUAGCAACACCCUGGAGUCCCACAGGUUGGGAACCCCUUUUGGCUAGGCGUGUUUUGGCUCCCCAGUUCUCAAGCAUCCAGAUUUCCGUUAGACAGGAGGGGUGCGCUGACCCACCAUGUGAGUGUCCAGGGUUUUGUAUCUGCCCUGUGCCCCUCCAGCAUAAAUCCAGGCAGAUGGGAGAACAUUUCAUUUCCUGCCACACUCCCAGGAACAAGCUUCCACAAGAUGCUGCCUUCUGCUGAGUCAGACCCUUGGUCCAGCUCGCUCAGUAUUGUCUGCACAGACUGGCAGCAGCAUCUCCAAGGUUGCAGGUGGGAGUCUCUCUCAGCCCUGUCUUGAAGAAGCCAGGGAGGGAAACUUGAAAAAACCUUCUGCGUGCAAUCCUGCAGAUGCUCUUCCCAGAGCAGCCCCAUCCCCUAAGGGGAGUAUCUCUCAGUGCUCAUACAUGUAGCCUCCCAUUCAAAUGCAAAGCCAGGCAGACCCUGCUUAGCAGAGGGGACAAUUUCAUGCUUUCUCCCACAAGCCCAGCUUUCCUUUCUCCUAACAAUAGUCACAUCACCAUGCUUCUAACUACCAGCCUGUCUUGAUUUGAUAGUAUUUUGUCUACCUAGAAAAUACUGGGAAAUGCCCUAUCCCAACCCACCCCACCACCUUUCUUCAGAUUAUGGGAAGAAUCAUCAUUCUGAUAUUUGGGUGAAAUGACAGAAGGGUGGAUAAAAUUAACCAGCCCUGUUGCCGAGGUGGAUGACACCUUCUCUGCGGUCCCAGCAGAUCACGUUGUGUACUUUGGAAUGUUAAACUGAGAUGCAGAUCUAAGUUGAGUGGCAAAGUGAUCAGACUUUGCUCAAGCAAGAUAUUGAUUUGCUCAAACAAGAUGCAUGUCAAAUUGUGGGGAUGUAUGUUGGAUUCCUGUGGGUAACUGCUCCCCUCUGUAUGACCACAUUAAUUCUUGGCCCUGGACUUCCCAGUCCGUUGAGUGCGGCUGUCUGUGUCCCUUUCUUUAGUGCGAGGAGCUGAUAGGUCUCAGAUUGCUAUAAAGCAGGGGUAGGCAAACUUGUGGCUGGGGCUGAUGGGAGUUGUAGUCUGACAGCAGCUGGAGAGCAGAGGUUGCCUACCCUGGGUGUAAAGCAGCCGCUCUUACAAAGGCAUGAUGGUGGCCCUUGUAGCAGGGGGAAAUAGUAACCCACCACCGGUCCUAGAGAAGAGAGAGGUGGAUCUCUCGAACCAUAUUUACCCAAAUACGAGGCGACUCUGAAUUUAAGACGAGCCCCUUUAAAAAAAAACAACCCAGAGUUUAAAUACAUCUUUACUCAAAAGAAGUCUCUGGAUUUAGGAUGACCCCCUGAUUUCUAACAUCCAAGAACUGGGGUGGGGGGGGGUGGGCUAGUCUUGGAUCCAGGUAAAUAGAGUAGAUGGGAGGGUUCCUGGUUCCCCAAACGGGGUCUGCUUCUUUCCUCCUGACGUUCACCAGGCACCUGUCCCACCCAUGCCAGCAAAGCGGCUCGGAAGGAGAAGGUGGACGGAGUGACUAGUGGCCAGAGGUGUUGACGUCAUGAUGGGAACCUCCCUCGCUUUUAGCCAGCCUUUCAUUCGCAAAGGGCUACUUUGCAGAGCGACUCGGGCCCCAGGGUUUGCCGUGGUCAAGGGCCGACAGAGUGGGGAGGUGAGUUUCCACGAAUGCCCCGUGAUGCAUUUGCCCCUUCCAUUUUUAUCACUGCAGAGGCUAGCAGGGCUUCUGCGGGCCUCGGGUGCCGCUUCAAGGGAGAGGUGGGUCCUCUGUGGCCCCUCACCGGAUUGACAGCUGUGCCCCCUCCUCCUUCCUGGUGCUGUCCAGUGAUUUGGGGGCAAAAAAACUGCCACAGCUAACAAUAGGAAGAGCGGCAGUGGUUUUGACCAGCCUCAGGCCAUAACACUGGACUCUGUGAAACUCCCUCUUUCUCCUUCGGAUGCAUCUAUUUAACGCCCCGCUCUUCUUUUGGGAAUGCUUGACUUGUGUAUCACGACCCCCACCCCCCAUAAACCCUUAACGUAUUAAAUAUAUAUAUUUUUAAAUUGUC
Molecule: messenger RNA, 4818 nt
Organism: Hemicordylus capensis (graceful crag lizard)
Lineage: Eukaryota; Metazoa; Chordata; Lepidosauria; Squamata; Cordylidae
Gene: SPATA6
Product: spermatogenesis associated 6
Exons: 13
Coding region: 293-1762 (489 amino acids)
Biological process (GO): spermatogenesis; motile cilium assembly
Molecular function (GO): myosin light chain binding
Source: RefSeq, a predicted model, not a curated record